This is a messenger RNA of Arabidopsis thaliana (thale cress), 1515 nucleotides long. RefSeq names its product plastoglobulin 34kD (gene PGL34). Gene Ontology annotation, cellular component: plastoglobule. The transcript has 8 exons. The record is from RefSeq and is marked reviewed. Lineage: Eukaryota; Viridiplantae; Streptophyta; Magnoliopsida; Brassicales; Brassicaceae. The coding region runs from base 445 to 1371 and encodes 308 amino acids.
CUUAAUUAGGGUUUCACAUAAACAAGUCUCACCUAAUAUACUCGGAUUCCAAGUGAUGAGACAAGGAAAAAGAAGAUUCACUGCAAUGUCUAAAGUCCUUUAAUAAGCUCGAGUCUUUCCUUUUUUGGACCAAGAAAACGAGCUAAUGGAAAUAAAUAUAUGUUAAAACCUCUAUUAAUUCGAUAUGAAGCACGCGGAGUAUCAUUAAUUACGAUUAUGUUUAACCACUAAUAAUGCCAACAUUAUUUUUUCCUUUUCUCUACUUCUCCUUCUUCAUAGUUUAGAGUUUAGACUUUCUUUAUGUGAAAUCUAAAUGUUCUUCAUUCAUAUUUAUUGUUUUCUAUUGGAUCUAAUAUCUUUUGAGUGUCAUAGGGAAAUAAAUGCACAAAAUCAUAUUGUGGAGACUAAUAAAAAGCCAAUCUUUGACCUUUUCCCCCUUAUUCAAUGGCAUUGAUCCAACAUGGUUCGGUUUCUGGGACCUCUGCGGUUCGAUUGAGCUUCUCAUCCUCUGUAUCACCACCGUCGUCUUCUCCUCCACUGUCAAGGGUUUCUCUCAAUUUUCAGUCGGAGAAGAAGAGUUGUUACCGGAGAAUGAUAUGCAGAGCUAUGGUUCAAGACUCGGUUCAAGGGAUUCCUUCAGUUUACGCCAGAGAAAUGGAGCGUCUCUCUGCUAAGGAAUCGCUUAUUCUCGCCUUCAAUGAUGCUGGAGGAUUUGAGGCUCUAGUUACAGGGAAGAUCACUGAUAUGCAAAAGAUUGAUGUCAAUGAAAGGAUAACGAAUCUUGAGCGGCUUAAUCCAACUCCUAGACCAACCACGUCUCCUUAUCUUGAAGGUAGAUGGAGUUUUGAGUGGUUUGGAGUCAACACUCCUGGUUCUCUUGCUGUUCGGGUUAUGUUCGAGAGGUUCCCUUCGACAUUGGUGAGUCUAUCCAAUAUGGAAAUAUUCAUUAAAGAUAAUAACACAAAGGCAACAGCAAACAUCAAACUCCUAAACUCGAUAGAAAACAAAAUCACCCUGUCAUCGAAAUUGACAAUAGAAGGGCCUUUAAGGAUGAAAGAAGAGUAUUUAGAGGGAUUGCUCGAGUCGCCAACGGUUAUUGAAGAAGCAGUACCUGACCAACUAAGAGGUUUAUUGGGUCAAGCUACUACCACGUUGCAACAGCUUCCUGAACCUAUCAAAGAUACUCUAGCCAAUGGUCUAAGAAUCCCCCUUGGUGGAACUUACCAAAGAUUCUUCAUGAUAUCUUAUCUAGACGACGAGAUUCUUAUUGUAAGAGAUACCGCAGGAGUGCCUGAAGUUCUAACGAGGGUGGAAACAUCGUCUCCGAUGUCUUCAUCGAGUGUUGUAGAGAAUCUUGAAUACAACAGUUAAAAACAGGUUCUCUUGUUACUCUGAUUCUCUCUGUAAAUGUAAGAACAAAAAGUGUAUACAACUUACCGACCUCACUAUAGUAUAUCUCCGGACACACUGAGACCUCUUUUCUUAAAUCUACUUCGUCUUUUGUCUCAUUCGAUU